GAUUUAUUAGAUGUUGCGAUGUUCAUCUGUGACGAGCAACAAGCAGCUGGUAGAUUGCAUGGAUACCGGUGGAUGCAUCUCAAAUGCAUACAGAAUAAACUACUUGUUCCAAGAGAUACUGUAUAUCAAAUAAUGAAGUUAAUUGACCCAGAAGGAUUAGCAGCACGAAAAAGAAACCGUCUAAAGAGGCGUCAGUAUGUAAGUAAAGGACCGAACUUUGUCUGGCACAUUGAUUCAUACGAUAAAUUAAAACCGUAUGGAAUAGCAAUUAACGGCUGCAUUGAUGGAUUUUCAAGGAAUGUCAUAUGGCUUGAAGCAAGUACAACUAACAGUGACCCCAAAGUCAUAGCGUAUUAUUACAUUCAGGCUGUUAAACGUAAAACAGGCUGUCCCAGACGGAUUCGAGCAGAUAUGGGAACGGAGAAUACUCAUGUUGAACAAAUGCAAGUUUUCCUCAGGCGAAACCACCAGGAUGAGUUGUCUGGACAAAAGAGCUUCCUAUAUGGGAAGAGCACACACAACCAAAGAAUUGAGUGGUUUUGGGGAUGUCUUAGAAAAAAGGUAGGACAGUUUUGGAUGGAUCUUUUCCAAGGGUUAUCCACUGAUAUUGGAAAUACAUCAUUCUGUGGCAGCUUCCUAGACAAAAGCCUAGUGCAAUUUUGUUUCAUCAAGCUGAUACAGAAAGACUUGGACAUGCUGACAACGAUGUGGAAUACACAUACCCUUUCGUCGAGCACAAACAAGCUACGAGAAGGAAAUCGCCCUCUCAUGAUGUACACUUUACCCGAAUUUUAUGGUUAUGAGAACCAACUUAGUCCCGUUGAUGCACAUGAAGUUCUCCUGUGCGAAGAAGAAACAACCCCAAAACCAGAUCACCCCUGUGAUGACACUGUUAAAGAACUGUGUUUUGAUAUCAUGGAAGAAAGUGGUGAUGUAAUGCCAGACGAUGCAGUUAGUGCCAAAGAGUUAUAUUUGGGUCUUAGAGAAGCAAUUCUUUCACAGAUUUGAUUCUGCUUUUAGUGUCGAGAAAUGCAUGCUGAUAUACAUGUACAUAUGUCAAUUAAUUUCGCUUUACUUUGUUUCGUUUACAUGGCCAGUCCCGUUACAUGUACAAUGUAAACAAAAAGUUGUAGAUGUUUUGAUUUUUACCAAUGUAAAAGUAGAUUAUUAAGUAGCAUUUACAACUAUCUACAUUUUCAUUAUUUUCAGACAUUUUGUCCUAGGUUCUACCAGUGUUAGUGUAAUACAUAUGGACAAUCACAUUUUGAUAACAUAUCUACUAAGCUAUCCUUUUAUUCUCUCGGCAAAAUCAUUCUCGAGAACAGGUUACGUCUUAAGUGUUUAAUAUAAAAUAUACAAAUGAUUCUUUAUCCAGCAAUUAAAAUUUUGGGUGCUGUAAAAAAAGAGAGACUAGAGCAAAAUCUUGUUUACUAUUUAUUUCUUUUUCAAGCUGCUAAUAUUUUUGUACACCAAAUGGUGUAACAACAUUCACAUGGGCUGCAUAAAAAGUAAUAUACAUGUGCAUUUUUUUUUUGCAAUUAUAUACUGGAAUUAUAUAAAAUCUAUGUAAAAGCAACUGA
Saccostrea echinata is the source of this 1580-nucleotide messenger RNA. RefSeq lists its product as uncharacterized. Bases 19 to 1008 code for a protein of 329 amino acids. The transcript has 2 exons. Gene Ontology annotation, molecular function: nucleic acid binding. NCBI's taxonomy places the organism in Eukaryota, Metazoa, Mollusca, Bivalvia, Ostreida, Ostreidae. The record is from RefSeq and is a predicted model, not a curated record.